CACUGUGCGUUGUCGUCCAUCCAACGAAAAACCAUGCUCCAAGCCGCCGUUCGCUCGGUCGCCCGCUCUGCCCUCAGGCCGUCCUCUGUGGCCGUCCGCGCCCUCUCCACGACGCCUGCGCGUCGCUCUGGUGGUGGUGCCCCCCAGCUCUUCGGUCCUGGUGCGAAGCCGGGUGAAAUAGCGACGGAUGACGUCCAGGCGACCGGUCUUGAGCGCAUUCAGGUGCUGGGUGAGAAGGAGGGUAUUGAGGUGUUCGACUUCAAGCCGCUCGAGUCGAGCAGGAUUGGCACUCUCGCCGACCCGAUCAAGGUCCUCUCUUGGGAGCCCAACCGUAUCAUUGGCUGCACUGGUAGCCCUGCUGAGUCGCACGAGCUCCUCUGGAUGAACCUCACCGCUCAGAAGAACAGGCGCUGCCCCGAGUGCGGCUCAGUGUAUGCCCUCGACUACAAUGUCAACGAAACUCUGCAGCUGCACGAGCACUAGACCUGUUUUCGGGUUUUCCACUGCCUUGUAGACCGCAUGUACAGAUCAAUCCAGUCCUAAUUCCUCUAGAUGGAUCUCAAUUGUUGUACUGCGGUAUGUAACCAGUACACUACUGG
Messenger RNA from Postia placenta MAD-698-R-SB12, 599 nucleotides. RefSeq lists its product as hypothetical. Gene Ontology annotation, biological process: mitochondrial electron transport, cytochrome c to oxygen. Gene Ontology annotation, cellular component: mitochondrial envelope. The record is from RefSeq and is a predicted model, not a curated record. The transcript is spliced from 3 exons. Lineage: Eukaryota; Fungi; Basidiomycota; Agaricomycetes; Polyporales; Adustoporiaceae. The coding region runs from base 34 to 483 and encodes 149 amino acids.